Plasmodium malariae is the source of this 750-nucleotide messenger RNA. Its product is annotated as RNA-binding protein, putative. The record is from RefSeq and is a predicted model, not a curated record. Gene Ontology annotation, biological process: positive regulation of mRNA splicing, via spliceosome. The transcript has 7 exons. Bases 1 to 750 code for a protein of 249 amino acids. Gene Ontology annotation, molecular function: RNA binding. NCBI's taxonomy places the organism in Eukaryota, Apicomplexa, Aconoidasida, Haemosporida, Plasmodiidae. Gene Ontology annotation, cellular component: spliceosomal complex.
AUGAGUUACAAAGAAGACAAAAGGGACUCAGAAGAUUGUGAUCAUAAGAAUGAUGGUUCAACACUGUAUGUAUCUAAUUUAAGUUCAAAAAUAACAACUGCAAAACUUCAGGAUAUAUUUGAAAAAUACGGCACUAUAGAAAAAUGUUAUGUUAUUAGCAAUCCAAUUACGAGAGAGUCAAGAAACUUUGGAUUUGUUACUUUUAAUUCAUCUGACGAUGCACAUAUUGCUAUGAACAAGGCAAAUAAAAUGGACAUAGAAGGGAGAAUUAUUAACGUAGAAAUAGCUAAACGAAAUGAACCACAUGAGCCAACCCCAGGGGAGUACAAGGGAAUUCAAAAUAUGAUAAAAAGAAACGGAAUGAGAUAUGAUUUUUAUGGGAGAAGAUACGACAGACCUUUUGAUAAUAGAAGAUACUAUCCAAGAAGAGUUAACCCGUAUAACAGGGACCGCUUUAAACAUUAUGAUAACAGAAAUAACUCUUUUAGAAACUACGAUAGAUACGGAAGAAACACAUACAACGACCACAGAAAUUACAGCAGAAGGUCAAUAGAUAAUAAAUAUCAUAAAAGAAAUGAUUAUUAUGAAAGGAAUGUAAGUAGUGAUGAUGAAAGAGGGUAUUCAAGAGAUGGAAGUAAGAGAAGGAAAAGAUACGAACGAAAUAGAAAAUCUUCAAGUAUUUCGAAUAGUGAGAGGAGACGUUACAGAAAUUCUCCCAUUGAAAGAAGUUUACGCCACAGAAGAAAAUGA